AUGGAAGCACCAAAGAAAAGAGUGUACAUCAGUCUUCCAAAGAAGUUCAUGGCUUCUUUGGGUGAAAACUAUGAACUGGAUCACGGACUGGUGAUAAAAGAUCUGAACCCAUAUUUGAAUGAAGGCUAUAUCCAAGCUUACUUUAGAGAAUGGGGCACCAUCACACGGUGUAAGAUUAGCAAGGGCUCCAACACGGAGAAUAAUAAGGCUGUUGCCUAUGUGAGGUUUUCUUUGGAGGAUGAAGCAGACAGAGCCGACUGGGCCGGUCCUCACUUUAUUGGAGGCAAUGAAGUUGGAGUGAGACGAGUUGUGAGUCCAAAGAUGGAGGAGGAUGAAUCAGAGGCGAAGAUCAGCGCAGCGUCUUCAAGGCCGAGACCACGGCGAUCAAUGGGUCUGGGCUACAUACUGGAAGAUGCUCAGUGGUUAGAUGAUGACAUGGAAGAAGAAGAAGAAUAA
Molecule: messenger RNA, 456 nt
Organism: Limanda limanda (common dab)
Lineage: Eukaryota; Metazoa; Chordata; Actinopteri; Pleuronectiformes; Pleuronectidae
Product: heterogeneous nuclear ribonucleoprotein A0
Exons: 4
Coding region: 1-456 (151 amino acids)
Molecular function (GO): RNA binding
Source: RefSeq, a predicted model, not a curated record